ACUUCCGGCAUCCCGCGCCUGCGCCCUGGCAGCCGGGAAGGCGGCCAGGCGGCGGCCGCGCCUGGAACCGGAAGUGAAGGCAGGUUCCCGCCUCCGUUCGGGCUGCCGCCGCCAUACGCGCUCGCAGUGCUUAGCUCUUCCGUCAGAACACUGGUGUCUUUCCCUUCUGUUCCUCGAACGCCUCUUUCCCCUUCUUUCUCACCUGCUCUGGGACCACUCACCCCAAGACCUCCCUCUUCCCGUGCUGGCCCAGUUAUGGCAGAGAAUGACGUCGACAACGAGCUCUUAGACUACGAAGAUGAUGAAGUGGAGACAGCGGCUGGGGGAGAUGGGACCGAAGCGCCUGCCAAGAAAGACGUCAAGGGCUCCUACGUCUCCAUCCACAGCUCUGGCUUCCGAGACUUCCUGCUCAAGCCAGAGCUGCUCCGGGCCAUUGUAGACUGUGGCUUUGAGCAUCCAUCAGAAGUCCAGCAUGAAUGCAUCCCUCAGGCCAUUCUGGGGAUGGAUGUCCUGUGCCAGGCCAAGUCGGGCAUGGGGAAGACAGCAGUGUUUGUCCUGGCCACACUGCAGCAGCUGGAGCCAAUCACUGGGCAGGUGUCUGUGCUGGUGAUGUGUCACACUAGGGAGCUGGCCUUUCAGAUCAGCAAGGAGUACGAGCGCUUCUCAAAGUACAUGCCGAACGUCAAGGUGGCAGUGUUUUUUGGCGGUCUGUCUAUCAAAAAGGAUGAAGAGGUGCUGAAGAAGAACUGCCCACACAUCGUCGUGGGGACUCCCGGCCGGAUUCUAGCCCUGGCUCGAAAUAAGAGCCUGAACCUCAAGCACAUUAAACACUUUAUCUUGGACGAGUGUGACAAGAUGCUUGAACAGCUCGACAUGCGUCGGGAUGUCCAGGAAAUCUUUCGCAUGACCCCCCAUGAGAAGCAGGUCAUGAUGUUCAGUGCUACCUUGAGCAAAGAGAUCCGGCCAGUCUGCCGCAAGUUCAUGCAAGAUCCUAUGGAGAUCUUCGUGGAUGACGAGACCAAGUUGACGCUGCACGGGUUGCAGCAAUACUACGUGAAACUGAAGGACAAUGAGAAGAACCGGAAGCUUUUUGACCUUCUCGAUGUCCUCGAGUUCAACCAGGUCAGUAUUGAGGGUUUCUGUGGGCAUGAGCACUGGGCAGCUCCAGCUGUGGCAAAAGCCUGUGUAGGAGGAGCCUGUGUUUGAGGAGCCAGUAAGCGAAGAGGUGAGAGUGGAGAGCAAGUCUGAGGCGUUGCUGGGUGAGAGGACUUGAUGACCUCAGCAAGUGGAGAAGCCUUGAGAUGGGGACGCUCAGCUGUCGCCUCUUGUAGUCACCUGAGAGUAGCAGUGUCAGCCUGUGCUCAGGUGGCCGCAGAGCCAAUAUGGGGCUCUUAGUGUUUGAAGAGGCUCAUCUGCUUUUCUAGGCUGUAGCUGUCAUUCCUAGCAUUUUCCUGAGGUGGCCUCACCCUUGUGUGCCGGUGUGAGGUCUUGUGUCAUGGCAGCUCAGAGGCAGGCUUUCAGAAGUCUUGUCCUAGACCCAGGCAGAUGGUUCAAGAGGAGAAAAGAACAUCCAAGAAGAAACGGGAUAAGGGACUGGGGAACUCCGUUAGGAAUUCUGCCAGAGCUGGGCUGUGGUGGCAUCUGCCUUUAACCUCAGCUCUCAGGAGACGGAGGCAGCCAAGCCUCUUGAGUUCAACUCCAGGCUGGUCUAUAGACUGAGGUCCAGAACAGCCAGGGCUACACAGAAACCAAAGAACUAGCCAAGCAAAAGUUCUGCCAGGUGUGCUGGCCCACAAUUUUUUUUUUUUUUUUUUUUUUUUGGUUUUUUGAGACAGGGUUUCUUUGUGGCUUUGGAGCCUGUCCUGGAACUAGCUCUGUAGACCAGGCUGGUCUUGAACUCAGAGAGAUCCGCCUGCCUCUGCCUCCCGAGUGCCGGGAUUAAAGGUGUGCGCCACCAUCGCCCAGCUGCUGGCCCACAUUUUUAAACUCGAGCACUGAUUAGUGAAAGACAGGGAACCUUUGGGAGUUAAGUUCUGGGCCAGCCUGGUCUACAUAAUGUGUUUCAGGACAACUAGGGCU
Messenger RNA from Alexandromys fortis (reed vole), 2079 nucleotides. RefSeq names its product DExD-box helicase 39B (gene Ddx39b). Gene Ontology annotation, biological process: mRNA splicing, via spliceosome; mRNA export from nucleus. Bases 256 to 1206 code for a protein of 316 amino acids. The record is from RefSeq and is a predicted model, not a curated record. NCBI's taxonomy places the organism in Eukaryota, Metazoa, Chordata, Mammalia, Rodentia, Cricetidae. The transcript is spliced from 7 exons. Gene Ontology annotation, molecular function: ATP binding; RNA binding; RNA helicase activity.